Hippopotamus amphibius kiboko is the source of this 1804-nucleotide messenger RNA. RefSeq names its product heterogeneous nuclear ribonucleoprotein A2/B1 (gene HNRNPA2B1). Bases 224 to 1285 code for a protein of 353 amino acids. Gene Ontology annotation, molecular function: RNA binding. NCBI's taxonomy places the organism in Eukaryota, Metazoa, Chordata, Mammalia, Artiodactyla, Hippopotamidae. The transcript is spliced from 12 exons. The record is from RefSeq and is a predicted model, not a curated record.
ACGCGUUAGUCGGGGGGAAGGUUCUAGAAAAGCGGCGGCAGCGGCUCUAGCGGCAGUAGCAGCAGCGCCGGGUCCCGAGUGAAGGUGGUCCUAGCGGUGUUGUUUCUCGAGCAGCGGCAGUUCUCACUACAGCGCCAGGACGAGUCCGGUUCGUGUUCGUCCGCGGAGAUCUCUCUCAUCUCGCUCGGCUGCGGGAAAUCGGGCUGAAGCGACUGAGUCCGCGAUGGAGAAAACUUUAGAAACUGUUCCUUUGGAGAGGAAAAAGAGAGAAAAGGAACAAUUCCGUAAACUCUUUAUUGGUGGUUUGAGCUUUGAAACUACAGAAGAAAGUUUGAGGAACUACUAUGAGCAAUGGGGAAAACUUACAGAUUGUGUGGUAAUGAGGGAUCCUGCAAGCAAAAGAUCAAGAGGAUUUGGUUUUGUAACUUUUUCAUCCAUGGCUGAGGUUGAUGCUGCCAUGGCUGCAAGACCUCAUUCAAUUGAUGGGAGAGUGGUUGAGCCAAAACGUGCCGUUGCAAGAGAGGAAUCUGGAAAGCCGGGGGCUCAUGUAACUGUGAAGAAGCUAUUUGUUGGUGGAAUUAAAGAAGAUACUGAGGAGCAUCAUCUUAGAGAUUACUUUGAGGAAUAUGGAAAAAUUGAUACCAUUGAGAUAAUUACUGAUAGGCAGUCUGGAAAGAAAAGAGGCUUUGGAUUUGUUACUUUUGAUGACCAUGAUCCUGUGGAUAAGAUUGUGUUGCAGAAAUAUCAUACUAUCAAUGGUCAUAAUGCAGAAGUAAGAAAGGCUUUGUCUAGACAAGAAAUGCAGGAAGUCCAAAGUUCUAGAAGUGGAAGAGGAGGCAACUUUGGUUUUGGAGAUUCUCGUGGUGGUGGUGGAAAUUUUGGACCAGGACCGGGAAGUAACUUCAGAGGAGGAUCUGAUGGAUAUGGAAGUGGUCGUGGAUUUGGGGAUGGCUAUAAUGGGUAUGGAGGAGGACCUGGAGGUGGCAAUUUUGGAGGUAGCCCUGGUUAUGGAGGAGGAAGAGGAGGAUAUGGUGGUGGAGGACCUGGAUAUGGCAACCAGGGUGGGGGCUACGGAGGUGGUUAUGACAACUAUGGAGGAGGAAAUUAUGGAAGUGGAAAUUAUAAUGAUUUUGGAAAUUAUAACCAGCAACCUUCUAACUAUGGUCCAAUGAAGAGUGGAAACUUUGGUGGUAGCAGGAACAUGGGGGGACCAUAUGGUGGAGGAAACUAUGGUCCAGGAGGCAGUGGAGGAAGUGGUGGUUAUGGAGGGAGAAGCCGAUAUUGAGCUUCUUCCUACUUGCCAUGGGCUUCACUGUAUAAAUAGGAGAGGAUGAGAGCCCAGAGGUAACAGAACAGCUUCAGGUUAUCGAAAUAACAAUGUUAAGGAAACUCUUAUCUCAGUCAUGCAUAAAUAUGCAGUGAUAUGGCAGAAGACACCAGAGCAGAUGCAGAGAGCCAUUUUGUGAAUGGAUUGGAUUAUUUAAUAACAUUACCUUACUGUGGAGGAAGGAUUGUAAAAAAAAAAAAUGCCUUUGAGACAGUUUCUUAGCUUUUUAAUUGUUGUUUCUUUCUAGUGGUCUUUGUAAGAGUGUAGAAGCAUUCCUUCUUUGAUAAUGUUAAAUUUGUAAGUUUCAGGUGACAUGUGAAACCUUUUUUAAGAUUUUUCUCAAAGUUUUGAAAAGCUAUUAGCCAGGAUCAUGGUGUAAUAAGACAUAACGUUUUUCCUUUAAAAAAAUUUAAGUGCGUGUGUAGAGUUAAGAAGCUGUUGUACAUUUAUGAUUUAAUAAAAUAAUUCUAAAGGAAA